This is a messenger RNA of Scophthalmus maximus (turbot), 1755 nucleotides long. Its product is annotated as zinc finger protein 121. Gene Ontology annotation, cellular component: nucleus. Bases 145 to 1149 code for a protein of 334 amino acids. Lineage: Eukaryota; Metazoa; Chordata; Actinopteri; Pleuronectiformes; Scophthalmidae. Gene Ontology annotation, molecular function: RNA polymerase II cis-regulatory region sequence-specific DNA binding; DNA-binding transcription factor activity, RNA polymerase II-specific. The transcript has 2 exons. Gene Ontology annotation, biological process: regulation of transcription by RNA polymerase II. The record is from RefSeq and is a predicted model, not a curated record.
UCUGUCGAUGUGUUCACAGUGUGACACCCACCGGAAGUGAACAAAAAAAGCGGCGGAAGCUCAGUGAGCAGUGAGCAGUGAGCCGGAGGACGGUGUCGUGGUCGUUGUCGCAGGUGAAUAUUAAACCUGUUAACUGAAGCAGCGAUGUCUUCUGUUCAGAACCUGAGAGAGUUCAUCAGUCAGAGACUCACUGCAGCUGCCGAGGAAAUACUCGGAGUCUUUGUCCAAACCAUCGAGGAGGAGGUCGCUCGACAGAGCAAACUGCUGGACCUCGUCUGGAAACCGGAAGUAAAGCUGCACAGAAUAGAGCUCCCACAGCAUCGUGUCUGUGAGGAGGAGGAGGUUCUCACUGACCAGGAGAGGAACUCCAGUCUGGACCAAGAGGAGCCAGAGCCGCUACAGAUUAAAGAGGAACAGGAGGAAACCUGCACCAGUCAGGAUGGAGAGCAGCUUGUACUGAAGCAGGAGACUGACGCCUUCAUGUUGACCCCUGACUGUGAGGACGGAGACCACAGAGAACCAGAACCAGACGUUGACCACCAGCUGCUCUCUCACAACUCUCCUGUAGCUGAGAGCCAAGAUCAGGAAGGAAGAGAACAUGAGGCCUCAGGAUCAACUAGAAAUGCAGAUGCAAACCCACAGAAAAGUCUUUAUGAAAACAGGUUUCAUAGUAACAAUUUGUACAACUCCCCCACAUCUAAUAUUGUCUCUUAUACUCACACAGAGGAAAAAUCUUUGAAAUGUGACAUUUGUGGAAAAGUGUUUCAGUUUCAGUCCAAAUUAAAAAGGCAUAUGAAGACUCAUACAGGCGAGAAGCCAUAUGUGUGUAAAACGUGUGGGAAAAGUUUUGCAGAAAGAAACGCCCUGAAAACCCACGUAAGAACUCACACAGGUGAGAAGCCAUAUUCUUGCCAAAUGUGUGGGAAAAGUUUUGUACAAAGUAGCUACUUGAAAGUCCACAUCAGAACUCACACAGGUGAGAAGCCACAUUCUUGCCAAGCUUGUGGGAAAGGUUUUGUGUGUAGUGGUGAUUUAAAAGCCCACAUAAGAACUCACACAGGUGAAAAGCCAUAUUCUUGCCAAAUGUGCGGGAAAAGAUACUCUAAUUCUUCUGACAGGAAAAAGCACGAAAGAGUUCAUACAGGUUAAAAGUUGAAUUUACAUAACACAGGGGAGAACUUUCAGAUUGAGGGAUUAAUUGACAACCAACAUGAGAAGAGACCACUCUGGUCGUAAAUUAUUUUAUUGUCUUCGGAGAUAUCACUGAGGAGUAGGCCGGAUAUAUCAGCUGGAUAUAGCUUCCACUUUUGUGAACAAAGUUCUUCCAAACAGUGCCGCGUCUCUGUAAUCAGCGGUUUAGUAUUUUCUUACAUCUAUCGAGUGUUUUAUGGAUGUUAUUUUUCUCACUGGUGUGUGCAUUCUUGGUGAUCCAAACAACUAUGUAUAAAGUUUCAGUUAUUUACAGGUAUAUUAUAUAACAGAUUAUGAACAGUUGCGAGUACUCAUAAGUUCACAUUUGUCACUGUUUAAACACAAGCCUGACGCUUCAGAAAAUAGUUGUAUUGUUUGUAAAGCCAGAGGAAUUUGGUCUUUGUUUUUUCUAGAAAGAGCGUUGUAUCCAGCCCUUUAGUAUUUUAGCUUAGUAUCGUCCGCUAACUGACUUAUCAUUGAAUGUUGACCAUUUAUAUUAAAACCUUCUGUCAGAGUGAGUUAUGAGAAAAAAGCAGUUAAUUACAAAUAAACACUUGGAAGUUG